UAACCUUGAAUCCGCAGUCGUUGUUGUUUUCCCCUCCCGUACGCGUUAACAUAUACAAGAUAUUGACCCUGUACGCUUGAUUCACAUACAUAUAACAUUUAAGCACUCACAUACACUCACAAGCGUACACAUACAUACGUACAUACAAACAAAAGUCGCUGCAUCGAAACAUUUUUCAAUUGGUAGGUGAACAAAUGACCACUGCUGCCUCCACAUCGCAAAAUGCGUCAUCGACGUUGAUGGCUGCUGCCGGAGCUGGCGGCGCAAGCUCCACGACGACAGCAACGCUGUCAACAACGCCCAGUAGCUCAGCGGUGCGUGCCCUGGCCAUGGAAUACAAGUCCCUGCAGGAAGAGCCAGUGGAGGGAUUUCGCGUCAAGCUCAUUAAUGAUGAUAAUCUGUUCGAAUGGGAGGUGGCUAUCUUUGGCCCACCAGACACGCUAUAUCAAGGUGGCUAUUUCAAGGCGCACAUGAAAUUCCCACAUGAUUAUCCGUACUCGCCGCCAACCAUACGCUUCCUCACCAAGGUAUGGCAUCCGAAUGUCUACGAGAACGGCGACCUUUGUAUAUCCAUACUGCAUCCGCCUGUCGAUGAUCCCCAAAGUGGUGAGCUGCCCUGCGAACGCUGGAACCCAACUCAGAACGUGCGCACCAUUCUCCUCUCAGUCAUUUCGCUGCUCAAUGAGCCCAAUACAUACUCGCCGGCCAAUGUAGAUGCCUCGGUGAUGUAUCGACGAUGGCGGGACUCCCAGGGCAAAGACAACGAAUAUCCAAACAUCAUACGCAAGCAGGCGUUGGCCGCCAAUGCGGAAGCCAAGCGAGAGGGUAUUGUGGUGCCUAUGACCCUGGAGGACUAUUGCCUUAAGCCCACUGUUAAGCCUAGCACAGAGUCUGGCCUGGAUGCAAAUUUCUAUGAUGAUGAUUUUGAUUUGGAGACGGAAGAUUUGCCAACAGACUCGGAUGAGGAUGAGGACGAUGAGGAUGAGGAGAAUGAAGAUGAUGAGGAGGACGACGGGAAUGCGGAUAGUGCAAUUAGCAAAAAUAAUGGCAAUACAAAGUGCACGAACAACAAUGGUCUCUCCGCGAAAUCAGCUGCGGCAUCUGCAACAGAUGAUGCCGAAUCCGCUGAUGACAGCGGUAAGGGCGAGACAACAUAAUGCAGAUGCACCCGCUCCGCUCCACACCAUCUCCAUCUCCAACUCAACUCUGCUCCUGCCCUAGGCGUCUACGUAGCAUUUAAAUGAAAUACUAAGUGUGCAAAAGAAUCGAGUUAAACAACAGCUAGGAGGCGCCCCGGAUGCCAAUCGAGCUUGGCGUCGUAUAAUUUCUCUUAACAAUAUUAUUUUUUACUUUUAAUUUGUGUACAAUUGUAAAACUGAAACGUGAAUCACUUCUUA
Drosophila navojoa is the source of this 1397-nucleotide messenger RNA. RefSeq names its product ubiquitin-conjugating enzyme E2 R2. Lineage: Eukaryota; Metazoa; Arthropoda; Insecta; Diptera; Drosophilidae. The record is from RefSeq and is a predicted model, not a curated record.